Ciona intestinalis (vase tunicate) is the source of this 2217-nucleotide messenger RNA. RefSeq names its product coiled-coil domain-containing protein 22 homolog. The record is from RefSeq and is a predicted model, not a curated record. Gene Ontology annotation, molecular function: cullin family protein binding. Lineage: Eukaryota; Metazoa; Chordata; Ascidiacea; Phlebobranchia; Cionidae. Gene Ontology annotation, biological process: positive regulation of ubiquitin-dependent protein catabolic process.
UGCUCAUUCUGUAAUAUCUUUUAGCACUGAAGGGUAAGUGAAAAAUUGUGCGACAUUUUUACUGAUCGUUUUCGCUUUUGUAUUUUGUGGCGUUAGCUCAAUUUUGCUUCUGUCUCGAAAAAUGGAAGAGGUUGAUCAAAUCAUUAUUGGUUCGUUACUUAACAUUGGAUGUGAAUUUGCUGAAGGAUUGGAAAGUUUGAAACAGUUCACUACAGACAAUGUAGUGGAAGGGACAGUGAAAUGUCUUCGAAUCAUAAACCCUGAUUAUAAGAUGUCGCAUAUUUUUCCACCAGGGAUGUCGGCUCGAUUUCGAGUUGGUACUUCUAUCGCCAAUGCAUGUAAGGAAGCAGGUUACCGUGGCGAUGUCGGAUACCAGACCUUUCUGUACUCAGCUGAGCGAGAUGUGCGACAGAUAUUUAUGUUCCUCGUCGAAAAACUUCCAAGAAAGGAAGGAGUUAAGGAAGAUAUAGAAUCUGCGAGUGUUCUGCAAAGAAGGAUUGGCCAAGUUCUACGUGAGAAAUGUGCUGUCUUGUGGAUGCCGUUUUACUGCCACACCUCACCAAAGAAAAUCCCGUUUCGAACUCAACCAAUAAAUAUUUCUAAGUAUUCACAGGGAUAUAAAAAUAGCAAGAGUCAAGAUGAGACUACAUAUGAUUUCGUUCACCGGCAAAUAAAGAAUCGCGACCAGCUAACUCCUUCAUUACUUGAACUUAACUCAAAACAAACUGUUUCUGUUACAUCUCUGGAUAAAGCAUCAGGGCAGGACUCCAAACGACGUAAAGUUCAAAAAGAAGCAUUUCAAUGGAAACACAAAUCAAUGAUAACAGAUAAAAUUCCCCUUGAUUCAAGUUUUGAUGACGUCAUUCAAGCAGUGACCGGGAACUCAGGAAAUAUAAAGCAAUCUAGAUUUGCUCACGCUAAAAGUUUACAGUUCACAACAGAAGAGCAAAAAUCAUUUCGUUUGAGGCCAACAGUGCCACAAAAACCAAGUCAUUUGAUUAAACAUGAAAAUAAAAAGAAAGAUGAUGCAGAAACUGAUAAUCAGGAAUCAUCAGAAGAUGGUGUGGAUGGGAGUUCUGCUGGAGGGGGGGAAGAUGCUGUGAUCCCAGAAGAGCCGGAGGAAGUGAAGUUUAAACGAGAAGAGGAAGAAAUAAAAGUAAAGAUCCUGGAUGCGGAUGCAGGGGAAGAGAAAUAUAAGGAAGAGCUGAAGAUGGUGGAGUUAUCAAUUAAACAAUUGAUGAUAAAAACAGAAGAGUUAGAAACAAACAAUGAGGAAGAAGUAAAGAAUGUAAAACUGAAAGAAAAAACUUUAAAACUUUUGCCAAAUGCUGAGGAAAAUAUGGAAAAACUGAAAAGUUUGGUUGAUGCAAGUUCAAAGAGGUUGGUUGAACUUGGGAGACUUUGGGAGGAGAAGAGAGUUCCUCUUAUUGAAGAUAUAAGAAGACUGAAGCAAUCUAAGACAGAAUCCGAGUUUGAUGCUGAGCGUAAAGUGGAAGAAAUACGAAUGUUACGAACUCGAAUGAAAGAUGUGGCUGAAGAAACCAAACUAAAAGACCAACUUACUAAACAACUGAAAGCAGAACUCGAAUCUGUAAAGCGUGAUAUAUCAAGGCAGUCGUACACGCGCCGUAUCUUAGAGAUUGUAGCAAGUAUACAUAAGCAAAAGCAAGAGAUACAGAGAGUUAUUCAGGAUGUGAAACAAGUGCAGAAAACAAUGAAUCGACUGAAGGGAAGAGCGGAAAGAACGUUUUCUGCAGCCGACGAAGUUAUUUUUAAGGAUGCAAAGCAUGAUGAGGGGUCUAAACAAGCAUAUAAAUAUCUGGUGUCGCUCCAUGAUAAUUGUGCUACGUUACUAAAAACUGUGGAAGAAACUGGGCUGAUCAUGAGAGAGAUAAGAGAUUUUGAAGGACAGAUUGAUAUUGAAACUGGUAAAAAUGCAGAGGAAAAUCUGGAGAAAAUUCUCAAAGAUUAUAAAGAAAUUAAGAAAGAGAACACAGAAAUGAUUAAGAGAUUAAAACAGAAGUAGUAAACUAAGUUGCAUUAUAAGUAUCAUAACAUAUGAAUAAAUUCUUAAUGUGCCAUAUAUAUAAUCUUCAAUUUAAAACAUGAUUAGUGUAAUUUAUACUUGAUUGGCUGCUAUAUUUACCAAAUAUAUGACCUUUUAUUUGACCCCUCCUAUGAUGUGCAAUAUUAAUGUAAAUAAAAGUUUUUCACGUU